This is a messenger RNA of Betta splendens (Siamese fighting fish), 691 nucleotides long. Lineage: Eukaryota; Metazoa; Chordata; Actinopteri; Anabantiformes; Osphronemidae. The record is from the annotation of a RefSeq genome assembly.
AUGGCCUAUCCAUCAAUAUUAGGAUUUCAAGACGCUACCUCCCCAAUCAUAGAAGAGUUACUUCAUUUCCACGAUCACGCUAUAAUUAUUGUGACUUUAAUUAGUUCCUUCGUAUUUUAUACUAUUACCAUAAUAGUAAUUACAAAACUAACCUACAAGAGCAUAUUAGACUCACAAGAAAUAGAAAUAGUAUGAACCGCUCUUCCCGCCCUAAUCCUUACAAUAGUUGCCCUUCCUUCCUUACGAAUUUUAUACUUAAUAGAUGAACUUAAUUUCCCAAAUUUAACAGUUAAAGCCGUAGGCCAUCAAUGAUACUGAAGUUAUGAAUACACAGACUUUGAACAAUUAAACUUCGAUUCUUAUAUAAUCCCCACCCAAGACCUUACCCCAGGACAAUUUCGCCUUCUAGACACCGACAAUCGAAUAGUAGUACCAGUCAAUUCCCCCAUUCGUGUAAUAGUAACUGCCGAUGACGUCUUACACUCUUGAGCCACACCUUCUCUAGGUAUUAAACUUGAUGCAGUCCCAGGACGACUAAACCAAACGGCCCUAAUAACUUCUCGCCCUGGAGUCUUUUACGGACAAUGCUCUGAGAUCUGUGGGGCAAACCACAGCUUUAUACCUAUUGUGGUAGAAUCAAUCCCUUUAGACCACUUUGAAUACUGAACCCACUCAAUACUUAAUAACGCUU